UUGAGGACCGGUCCCCCCUGGGCGGGUCCCGGUCCUGCCGGGACGGGCCCAGGGCCCGGAAAUCGGGGGCUUUUUGGGGGGAGACUUUCAUUUUCCUGUGCGGCCGCGGGGAUGGUUUGAGAUUUGUGCCCGCGGUGGGUGGCCGAGGUCCCGGCCCCGAGGACCGCAUUUCCUCCGGCUGACCCCGGGGCCGAAGCCGGGACCGACCCCGGGACCGACCCCGGAGCUGACCCCGGAGCUGACCCCGGGACCGACCCCGGGACCGACCCCGGGACCGAGCCCGCCGCAGCGGGCAGAGCCGGGAGGUCCGGACGAGGACUGCGGGGUGGGAGCAGCGCAGGACGCCGCCCGGGCCAUGGCUGAGCACUUUGUGGACCGGCACCGGGGGCAGCUGAUCGGGCGGGUGACGUCGGUGAAGCCGCUGCUGGACCUUCUGCACGGCAAGGUGCUGUCGGAGGAGCAGUACCAGACGGUGCUGGCCGGGGCCACCAGCUUCGAUCAGAUGAGGAAGCUCUUCACGUACAGCCUGUCCUGGGAUCGGGACUGCAAGAACCUGCUCUACCAGGCCAUGAGGAAGAUACAUCCCCAGUUGGUGGCGGAGCUGGACGGGCAGCCGUGGGAGGGCGUGAGCCUGGCGGAGGAUUACCGGGAGAAGUACUUAAAGUACGUGAGGUGGAAGUUCCGGUACCUGGAGGAGAGGAACGCCCGUCUGGGGGAGAAGGUGGCCCUGGAAGUGCGCUACACCCCGCUGCUGCUGGUGGAGGAGCACCGCAGCCUGGCCCAGCGCCAGCACGAGCUCCUGGCCCUGGGCCGCCAGCCCACUUCCUGGGUCUCGCGCCGGGUCCACGUGGAAGCCCUCUUCGACCCGGACGCGGAGGGCCUGGAGCCCCCGCUCACGGUGGUCCUGCAGGGGUCCGCGGGCAUCGGGAAGACCGUGCUGGCCCGGAAGGUCAUGCUGGACUGGGCGGCGGGCACCCUCUACCCGGGCCGCUUCGACUUCGCCUUCUACGUCCACUGCCGGGAGUUGAACCUGGAGAGGAAGCGCAGCGCGGUCCAGCUGAUCCAGCAGUGCUGCGACGACGACGGCGUCCCGCUCUCCGAGAUCUGCCGGCGGUCGGACCGGCUCCUCUUCCUGGUGGACGGCUUCGACGAACUCGGCUGGUCCUCGGGCGGCUGGCCGGGGGCGGCGGACGACGACGACGACCUGUUCGUCGACUGGAAGGACAAGAGGCCGGUCGGGUCGCUCCUGGCCCACCUGAUCCGCAAGCGACUCUUCCCCAAGGCCUCCCUGCUCAUCACCACGCGGCCGGCCGCCGCCGAGAGCCUCCGCCCGCUCCUCAGGUGGCCCCGGCGGGCCGAGAUCCUGGGCUUCUCCGAGGCGGAGAGGGCCGAGUACUUCCACCACUACUUCCUGGAUUCCGGGCGGGCCAACCGGGCCCUGGCCUUCAUCCAGGAGAACGACGUCCUCUUCACCAUGUGCUUCGUCCCGCUGAUCUGCUGGAUCGUCUGCACCGGGCUGAGGCAGCAGAUGGACCGCAGGGAGGACCUCGCCCAGGCCUCCAAGACCACCACGGCCGUCUACCUGUCCUUCCUGUCCUCCCUCCUCAGGCCGGCCCGCCACUUGCCCUCCCGGGUCCCGCCCGCCCACCUCCGCGGCCUGUGCUCCCUGGCGGCGGACGGGAUCCUGAGCCAGAGGAUCCUGUUCCGGAAGGCCGACCUCAGGAAGCACGGCCUUCCGGAAGACGGCCUCUCCGCCUUCCUGCACGUGGACGUCUUCGAGAAGGACGUCGACUGCGAGACGCUCUUCAGCUUCGUCCACCUGACCUUCCAGGAGUUCUUCGCCGCCCUGUUCUACCUGCUGGGCCCGGACGAGACGGGGCCGGGGCCCCUCCCGGACGCGAGGACGCUCCUCCAGCACUACCGGCUGUGCGACACCGGCUUCCUGACGCUCACCGUGCGCUUCUUCUUCGGGCUCCUCAACCGCGAGCGCGUGGCCGACCUGAAGGCGACGAUGGACUGCGUGGUGCGCCCGGAGGCCCGGCGGGCCCUGGUCGAGUGGAUCGACACGUCCGCGCGGAAGGAAGCCCUGCCGGGGCCCACGCUCCAGUGGCUCUACUGCUUCUACGAGAUCCAGGAGGUGGACUUCGUGGAGCGGGCGAUGGGGAGCUUCCGGAAGAUCGACAUCGACGUCCGCACCCGGAUGGACCAGAUCGUGGUGGCCUUCUGCCUCCGGAACAGCCGGAACCUGUGCUCUAUCGAACUGAUGAGGUUUUUUAACGUUGCGGAAGCAGAUGCCGCAGCAGCGGCGGCGGAAAGAACGCCGGAGGUGGCUGCCGACCGAAGGCCACAAGACUGGCUGCAGGACACGCUCUGUGAGAGCCUCUCCGAAGCCUCCGCCAACAACCGAGGCCUGACGCACCUGGCCCUGAGGAACAAGAACCUCGGGAGGCGGGGGGCGGAGCUGCUCAGUAAGGGGCUCUCACACCCCAACUGCAAACUCAAAUCCCUGAGGUUGGUGAACUGCCUGCUCACACCGGACAGCUGCCGGGACUUCUCUUCCAUCCUCAGCACCGACCGGAACCUGUCCGAGCUGGACCUGAGUUCCAACGCCCUCAAAGACUCCGGGCUGAGCCUGCUCUGUGAGGGACUGAGGCACCCCAGCUGUAAGCUACAGACACUGUGGCUCCAGAGUUGUGCUCUUACGUCGGCCUGUGGCCCGGCUCUUUCCUCUCUGCUGACCACCAGUGCAAACUUGACCAAACUGGACUUAUUUAAUAAUGCCCUAGGAGACACGGGAGUCAGCCUGAUCUGUGAGGGGCUCAAACAUCCAAACUGCAAACUGCAGGCCCUGCUGCUGCGACACUGCGCUCUCACGCUGAACUGCUGUCCGGAUCUCUCGUCCGUCCUGAGCAUCAACCGGGACCUGUCCGAGCUGGACCUGAGUUACAACUCCCUCGAAGACGCGGGGGUCUGCCUGCUCUGCGAGGGGCUGAGACACCCCAACUGUAAACUACAGACUUUGAGGUUACAGAAGUGCAAGCUGACAUCGCGGAGUUGUUCCGAUCUGUCCCAGGCGCUGGGCAUCAACCGGGAGCUGAGAGAGCUCAUCCUGCACGACAACGUCCUGGGAGACGCCGGGAUCUCUGUGAUCUGGAAAGGGAUUCAACAGCCCAGUUGUGGUCUGAAGAUUCUCAGGUUGGGGAAGACCCACUUUAGCGAGAAAAUGGAGGAGGAGAUGAGGACCGUGCAGAAGAUGAAACCUGAGCUGAAAAUCAGGUUCCAUUGAUGGCAUCUUCCUCAGGGACGACCGAAGCUGCCUGCGUCAGAUGGCGUCAAGGCCUCGGGUUCACUGCCCCUCACCAACCCCAUCUGCCCCCACCUGCUACCGUCUGGACUGGGGCUCCCUGUUCCAACCGAGCCCCCUCCCCCGCCAGCCCCCCUCUAACGCCCUCCCCCUCUGGCCAAGCCACGGCUCUCCUCUCAUCUCUUCACGAAACCCACCUCUUCCAAGAAGCUGGCUGGGAUCACACCCGUUUGCUUUCGGUCACUUCGGUCGCUCCAAGAUCCGGGAGCCAGGACACCCGGCACUGGGUUUGAGGCCUUUAGCUCCCGGGGACGAAGAUGAAGUAACCAAGUUAUUAAUAAUAAUAAUGUCUCCCUCCUCCUAGAGCACGGAAGCCCUCUCCGUGACCCACUUUCCCCCGCUCCUCCUCCUCCUCAUCGCUGCACCUGUGCCGGCGUGUUUCGAUUAAUUAUACUUUUGGUGCGAUAGACGCAGCUCUUCUCGACGA
Ornithorhynchus anatinus (platypus) is the source of this 3791-nucleotide messenger RNA. Its product is annotated as NACHT, LRR and PYD domains-containing protein 3-like. Gene Ontology annotation, cellular component: cytoplasm. Lineage: Eukaryota; Metazoa; Chordata; Mammalia; Monotremata; Ornithorhynchidae. The record is from RefSeq and is a predicted model, not a curated record. The transcript has 11 exons. The coding region runs from base 356 to 3286 and encodes 976 amino acids. Gene Ontology annotation, biological process: inflammatory response; innate immune response; regulation of inflammatory response. Gene Ontology annotation, molecular function: protein binding.